AAAACAUUGAUUGGCUGUAUGAACCACAGAUUUCCAGGUUCUCCAAAAUCUCCUUUUUCCCAUGUAUUUGUAUUAGGAAACCCAUUACAUUAGAUGCUUUUCUUUUUUUCAGAUAACUUUGACAAGUGUUGCAUUGUUUACAAAUUCUGCAAAGUAGAAGACCUAAAACAGGAAUCAUAACUAAAGAAAGAGAGAUGGAAGUGGAUGAUAGCAAAGGUAUGGUUUGUGUAACUGGUGGAACAGGAUAUCUAGCGUCAUGGCUGAUAAUGAAGCUUCUUCAACAUGGCUACUCAGUAAAUGCUACCAUAAGGUCCACUCAAGAUGUUAGCUACCUCACUAACUUGCCCGGUGCAUCUCAAAGGCUACGGAUAUUUAAUGCUGAUCUAGACAAACCAGAAAGCUUUAGUGAAGCUAUUAAAGGAUGCGUUGGAGUAUUUCACAUUGCUCAUCCGAUGAAUUUCGGGGAUCAAGAAAUUGAAGACAAAAAGAUAAGAAGAACAGUUGAUGGAACAUUGGGCGUUUUACAGGAAUGCCUCAAUUCAAAAACAGUAAAACGAGUUGUUUACACUUCCAGCAGAACAGCAGUUGUGUUUCAUGAUAAAGGUUUAGACACAGUGAACGAGAGCUCAUGGUCUGACAUACAUGUCAUGAAAACAUUAAAACCUAUAUCCGCAGCUUCGUAUGUGAUUAGCAAGACUUUAGCGGAAAAGGCUGCUCUUGAAUUUGCUGAGAAGCAUGGAUUAGAUCUGAUGACUGUUAUUCCUAGUUGGAUACAUGGUCCCUUCUUGAGUACUCAUUUCCCGGAGCCAUUACGAUCAGCCAUGGCAAUGAUUUAUGGUAACCAGGAAAAUUGCAUGAAGUACCCCUCGCUUACCCCAUUCGUGCAUGUAGAUGAUGUUGCCAGUGCGCACAUAUUCCUUCUAGAGAAUAGUAAAGCACAAGGGAGGUAUAUUUGCUCUGCUGUGGAAGUUACACCAGAUGAGCUGUUUAAGUUCCUCUCAGCUAGGUAUCCUGAAUAUCGAAUACCUAAUGUCGAUUCCUUGAGGGAGAUUGGAGGGAUUAAGCACCCUAGCCUUUCAUCAAAGAAACUUUUGGAGGCUGGAUUCAAGUACAAGUAUGGACUUGAGGAAAUGUUUGAUGGUGCAAUUGAAUGCUGCAAACAAAAGGGUCUACUCUAGUUUCUACUCUAUAGCAGAGCCUAUUUAUUCUAUUACGGUGAAACAGUAGGACCUGAAAGUUGAUUAUUUUUUGGCCCUGUGAUGGAAGCUGGCAAUUUGAACUGGAGGUCAAUGACUUAAUUCAACAGUAGAAAUAGGAGUUACUUGAUUAUGUUUUUGCUAUGUAUUCAAAUUGUAAGAGAUAACAGAGCAGUAGCGCAGCGGAAAUAGAGAUUUUGACAUACCUCCAGCCAUUGUCGAAGUCCGUCGGAGCGUUGGCGUGGUCGGAAUUUGUUUUCCCCUUACGGUGAAUCUUCUAAGCACUCAGAAUAUCUUAUUGUAGAUGGUGUGAAUUUUUGAGAGAUUUUCUAUGCUUAGGGACCAUCCAGAAUUCCUCUUUUAUACUGCGCGUCCAUCAAAAGUAGUUGGGAAGUUCUUUUAGAUAAGGGAGUGGCAAAAAUUAUAGAGAAUCUUGAAUUUGAAAUUCAAGUUAAGUGGAUAAGUGGGAAGUUACGGGCCAUAAAGAAAAUGCCAACAUUCUCCCACUUGGUCCGUAUAUUUUCAUCCCAUAUGUGAAGCAUAAGACAUGAAUCAUGAUGAUAGUUCCUCUAAAGAGAGCAAUAACUUUCAUGUAUCACAAUGUGUUAUGCCUCUAAGCCUCAACCCUUAUUACUUAAUGAAUAAACUCAAUAUUUAUUC
Molecule: messenger RNA, 1856 nt
Organism: Capsicum annuum
Lineage: Eukaryota; Viridiplantae; Streptophyta; Magnoliopsida; Solanales; Solanaceae
Product: vestitone reductase
Exons: 5
Coding region: 195-1178 (327 amino acids)
Molecular function (GO): oxidoreductase activity, acting on the CH-OH group of donors, NAD or NADP as acceptor
Source: RefSeq, a predicted model, not a curated record